CUGUUGGUUGGCAUUGCUCUAUACUGCGAAGGUUUCGUGUUGGAAAUUGUUGUUUACCUUCGCAGUUGCACCUGACGUACCGAUCUACAACUAAAUGGCGUACUAACUGUUCCCAAAUAUUAAUCCGAUGCCGAUUUGGUUAACAAGUGACUGAAGGUGGAUAGUUUAAAUUUAGAGAUUUGCACCGAGAUUGGCCGUUUCGCGUGGAAGAAAGUUACACCGUCUCCUCAACUGAAGACAAGUGCUGAAGGCAUAUAAUAAUUUAGCAGACAAUCUAACUACUCGGCUGGAAGGUGAAUUGAUAUGGCUGUCACGGUGAAUCAGGUCGUCCCAGUGGCGGUCGGCGUACUGGUGGUAGUCGCCGGUGCUGUCAUUGCCAACUACCUUCUCAACAGCAGCAAGAAAGACAAAAGCAAAUCCGGCAAGGAUGAAUCGAAAAAGCCCUCCAGCUCCCAGCUGCGAACCCUGGUCGAUUCACAGGAAAAGUACCUGCUUCCACUGAUCGAGAAGGAGGAAAUCUCACACGACACCCGCCGAUUCCGGUUCGGGCUGCCAUCGGCGAAGCACAUCCUGGGGCUGCCGGUCGGUCAGCACAUUCACUUGUCGGCCACCAUCAACGAGGAGCUGGUGAUCCGAGCGUACACUCCGGUUUCCUGCGACGACGAUCACGGCUUCGUGGAUCUGGUCGUCAAGGUGUACCAGAAGGGAGUGCAUCCCAAGUUCCCGGAGGGUGGCAAAAUGUCGCAGCAUCUGGAAAGUUUGGCUAUCGGUGAUCGGAUUGCGUUCCGCGGUCCGUCCGGACGGUUGCAGUACCUGGGUAAUGGCAAGUUUUCGAUCAAGAAGCUACGCAAAGAUCCGGCGCAAAUCUACGAAGCCGAUAUGGUCAGCCUGAUUGCCGGUGGAACUGGCAUCACCCCUAUGCUACAGUUGGUUCGUGAAAUCCUCAAGCACGCCGAUACGGACAAGACUAAGCUGUCUCUCAUCUUUGCUAACCAGACCGAAGAUGACAUUCUGCUUAAACCCGAAUUGGACGACCUGGUUGCUCGCUAUCCAGACCAGUUCAAACUGUGGUACACCUUGGAUCGCCCGAAACCCGAAUGGACCCAAGGUCAGGGCUUCAUCAACGAUCAAAUGAUCAAGGAGCACCUAUUUGAACCAUCCUCGAAUACUCUGGUGCUGAUGUGUGGCCCUCCACCGAUGGUCAACUACGCUUGCAUUCCAGCACUGGAAAAGCUGGGCUACCAGAUGGAUCGUACCUUCGCUUAUUAAGUUAUUAACAAUCUCCCUCACCCGUUCCGAGAACAUCGAAAAGACAUGGUUCAUACAUUAUUACAUUUGAAUCUUACAAAAACAUGAUUGCAUUUCCAUCUUGAUACGUGCUGUGCUGCCGUCUAUUCGGAGAUCAUUACCACCACCUCUUGAACCGCUGCUGACUAUCAUCGUUGUCGUCGUCGUCGUCAUGCGCGCUCAAGUGUCCUCAGUCUGUGUCGUUUGGCGCCGUCGCCUGGCUUUAAAGUGUCGACUUCUACCGUAAAUAGGAAGAGCAAAGCAAGUGUAAGACACGGUUUCUAAAUUAUAUUUAACGUUGAUUAUAAAUGCUAGGAAAGUAAAAAGACCAAGAGCUAAUGCGAACUAACUAGGCCUAGAACUCAUUUGCAGGCUCGUAGUGGCUUUAGGGAGAAGUUUGAAUGCUAUUUAGAGGGCCCAGAUAUUUACCUAACUACCUUUACGGUGGGAUAACAAAGCGCUUGCUGUUGCUGUCCAAGACAAUGAAGUUACUCUCAAACUAAAUAGUGAGCAAAGUUCGUGAAGUACUGGUUAGCACGAUUCUUGAAUACAGUUGUAGUGUAUUGAAA
Molecule: messenger RNA, 1856 nt
Organism: Ochlerotatus camptorhynchus
Lineage: Eukaryota; Metazoa; Arthropoda; Insecta; Diptera; Culicidae
Product: NADH-cytochrome b5 reductase 3-like
Exons: 5
Coding region: 304-1269 (321 amino acids)
Molecular function (GO): FAD binding; oxidoreductase activity
Source: RefSeq, a predicted model, not a curated record